AUGAUCAGUCUGCUCUGGAAAGCCUUCUAUGAUGACCAUGUCGAUACCUUUCGGCAGCUGUUGGAGACCGCGGCCUACAAUGCGCGACCGUAUGGAGCAAGAGGAGCAUCAUCGCACCGUUCCGCUGCGAUAGCGAGUCCCGUACAGCCGGGCACUUCGCCAAUGAACACAAGAAGCCGUCGGACUGCUACGCCAAAAACAGCUGUCAAUGCCGGGUCUGCCUUGACCAAAGAGAAUCUCAACAUGCUUGAUGGGGCGGGUAUGACACUGUUGCAUUACGCAGUGUCGUCUGUCAAGGAGACUGCCAUCGACUUUGCGACAGCACUCCUUGAGCACCCUAUCAUCGACCUGUAUGCGCAGGAUGAAGAGAACGGCUGGACAGCCCUGCAUCGUGCCUUUUACUUCGGCAACAUCACGAUUGCGCGCUUCAUAUUGGAACGUGAUGCAGGUGUGGCGCUUAGCAAGUUGAGAGGGAACUCCCGGCCGACCCUCUCGCUUGUCAAAGUGAAGGACAAGGAAGGGCUCGGCCCACUAGACUUGUACGCAGCUACGAUCAAGGAUAGGACUCUUCGCCCGGCGCUCUCUACGCGCCAGCGAUCAGGCUCCAACGGCAGUGAUGAUGAACGUCCGAUACUGGAUCCCAGCGACGGUCAUGGUCCAUCUCCAGUCAAAAUUCCUUUCAUUGAUGUCCAUGGCGAUCAACUCUUCCAUUUUGGCAGCAACCGAAACGUCUCACUGGGUUUCGGCGAUCAAGAUGAUCGACAGUUCCCAGAACGCAUCAAUCUACGACGCCCUGAGCACCUCGUACGACGGUUCUACGAAGAGUACCUGGAUCAUCAUGAAAGUAGGUGGUCUGGUCACGACCCAGCGUACCAAAGCAAAGCAGACUCAGUGUCGAACAUGUGGGUAGAGGAUAUCCCUUGGAUGCCAAAGUCUCGGCCACUUGAGAUCCAGGAUGUGCAUAUGUCCAAGCUGCACACUGCCGUGCUCACGACAGACCCCGAAGCCAACUUAUACAUGUGUGGCCAUGGACAAGGAGGCCGCCUAGGAACUGGAGAUGAGCGCACGCGCUUCCACUUUGUAUGCAUCGAAGGUGGUGCGCUCGCUGGCAAACGGGUCGCUACUGUAGCCCUUGGCCAGAACCACACACUAGCUCUCUCUGACGACGGCGAGAUAUUUUCAUGGGGCAACAAUGCAUACGGGCAGUUGGGCUACAAUCUGCCAAAGGCGCCAAACGAUGAGGAGCCCAUUACUACGAUUCCACAACAGAUCUUUGGACCUUUGAAGCGGGAGACGGUCAUUGGCGUGGCCGCGUCUCGCGUCCACUCAGUGGCCCAUACAGCGACCUCAUUGUACGUGAUGGGUAAGAACGAUGGACAGCUCGGAAUUGUCGACUCGGAUGCUCGCUCUCUGGACAUGCAGGUUGCUCCUCGAAGGGUCGCCGCAGCCUUAUUCACAUCAGCCAUAGCAUCCGUGGCGGCCAUCGACAGUGCUACUGUCUGCUUGCUGGACAAUCAUGAUGUCUGGGUCUUUGCUAACUUUGGGUAUGCCAAGGUGCCGUUUCCGCUUGAUGGCUUCACCAAUUACUUCCUCCGACAGAGCUUCUUGGUGACCACGUAUGACUCUGCGCCCAAUCAAAUUAGCAAAGUCACUGCUGAAGGCGACACCAUCUGCGCUCUCUCCACCCGCGGCGAGGUCUACACCGUCUCCAUCAGUCAGCGACAAGACACCAAGGCUAGCGUCUCCACCACCAAUCCAACCAAGAUACGUGGCGCGAUCUCAACACCGCAGCGCAUUUGGUCGCCUAAGAAAAGUAGCAUGGCGGCCAGAGACGUCGGCCUUGACACUGAUGGCAGUAUCAUUCUGUCUACGGAAGAGGGCAGUGUGUGGAACCGUACUAAGCGCGCCACCAUGAAGGAUGCAUCGAAUGUCGCCACCUCAGAGUAUAAGCCCAAGGAUUACAAAUUCUCGCGGGUUCCUGGCUUGACACGUGUAAUGGCUGUGCGAUCAUCUGGCCAUGGUGCCUAUGCUGCCAUCCGUCGCGACUGCGAUGUGCUGCAGACCCAGGUCGUGGUCGAAGACCCGACUCUGUGGAAAGAUCUAUUCCCACUGCUCUCGCUGAGUCAACUUAUCGACCACAAUAUCGAGAGCGAAGACGAUACAUCGCGACAUCGGUUCUGGCAAGGCACAAAGCGGCCAAGCGAAGUUCUGCUGCUCAGAAAGGCUGUUCUUCGGUGCGCGGACAUCGGUGCAGACUUGAAGACGCUGUUUGAGAACGGUUGGAACAGACCGGCCACAAAAUACGAUGCGCUGUUGGCGACAACGUCUUCCGAAGUCAGGAUCCCGGUCCACCGGUGGCUGCUGACUGCCCGCAGCCGAGUCCUCCGUAGAGGUUUCAGCAAUCUCUGCGAGAUGAGCACCUUUACCAUUCCAGAUUUUGCCAGAUCGGAGCUUGAUGAUGAAGGAAGAGUCGUGAUCACUUUCCAAGGGCUGGACUUGCUCACGAUACUCGACCUCGCACUGUACAUAUACACCGAUACAGUCGUGGACUUCUGGCACUUCGUAAAGAGCGCGCCGAAGAUGGCAUAUAGCUAUCGCCAGGUACGCACUGAGCUGAUGAAGGUUGCGACGAGACUAGAGCUCGCCAAGCUCGAGCCCGCCGUCCGUCAAAUGGUUGAACCUCGACCUUGUCUUGACAUGGACAUGGAGAUUGCGCACGGCGAUCCGGCAUACUUCUACGAUGGUGACGUUGUUAUCGAGCUGGAAGACGACGAAGUCAAAGUGCAUAGCACUUUAAUGCGAACCCGUUGUCCAUUCUUCGAAGGAAUGUUCAUGGGACGUUCUCGAGGUGGAUGGCUCGCUGGCCGCGAUGAUCAUGCCGAGGUCAACGUCGAUCUUAAGCACAUUAACUCGAAGACCUUCAGCCUGGUCUUGCGCCACAUCUACUGCGAUUCCGGCGAGGAACUGUUCGAUGAAAUUGUCAGCGUUGACAUCGAUGACUUUCUGGACAGUGUCCUUGACGUUCUGUCCGCGGCAAAUGAACUCAUGCUAGAUCGGCUACAGCAGAUUGCGCAAGCAGUCAUUGGAAGAUUCGUCAAUGUCCGUAAUGUCUGCGAUUUGCUCAACGCCAUCGCACCCAGCUCGGUACGAGAGUUCAAGGACGCUGGACUGGAGUAUCUUUGUCUCAAUCUCGAGGCCAUGUUACAGGGGCAGUACCUUGGUAGUCUAGACGAAGAUCUUCUUCUCGAACUUGACAAAGUUGUGCGUGGGAACCAACUGGCGUACAUGCCAUUCGCGAAAAGUGGUCGCGCGGCAAGAGAGCUUUUGGACCAACAUCCUGAGCUGGCCGCUACCAUGGAUCGGAACAAGCGGGCGAAGGUUGACAACAUCGCGCUCAAGGCCAAGUACGAUAGAUUUGUCUCGUUUGCACCAGGAUCUUUGGACGAGGAUAAUGCGGCUUCGCCAAUGCAACUCAAAACUCGCCGGCGCUCCUCGAAUACAGUCAGGACCUCGACUGAUCACCCUUCGCUGAGAGCCAAGGCAUCCACGAAAGAUAUGAUGUUUGCCAUGGACGAGGAGGUGGACUCUGGCAUCGCUUCACCUCAAGCAUCUCCGUCUAUCAGGCCAAUGCCCAGCCCUCGUGGGCUUGAUCCGCAGAGCACACCCCCAGAUGAUGUCUGGUUCAACUCCAGGGGCAAGGCGUUGCCAUCGCCUAAGCUCGCGGCCCAAUCUGUGCAAGAUGGCUUCAUCACCCCAAGGACUCCAAUAUCGCCACUCAUGGCUGGCAAGACGCCGCCAAACGCUGGUCGACCAUGGACGUUGACGCCGCUUCCGGGACAGAAGAUGGAGAUGAAGGAUAUCAUGGCGCAAACGAUCUCUGGUCGAAAGUCUUCGAUCACACAAGGCCUAGCUGCUGCAAAGGGAUCAGAAGACCCAAUGGACGUACCUGCUCCCUUUCGUCUUCCUGGACCGAAGAUGUCGCAAAAGGACCGUAAGCGAAUGCAACAAGUCCACCAAGCGAGCCUACGUGCUUCGCCUGCACCAGAAGAGGCGGAAGUCAAAUCCUUCUCGUGGCAAGCUGUUUCCAACCAGAAGCGGCCGGGCCUGAAGGAUGUGAUCGAGUGCGAGUCGACUUCAAAAGGCUCUCCUUCACGGUCGCCCAGCACUCCCACGCUCACGACAAGGCAGACUGUUGCCAAUCCAAAGGCUUCGUCAUCAUCGAAGCCAGCAAUUGGUCCCGCUAGCCCAUCUCUGCGACAGCUCAGUGUCACGGAACACAAGACAAUGGCGACCAAUGGAGCGGAGGGCAAGGGUCAGGCGAACAGUGUCUCACACGUCAGCAAUAGCAAGCCUAUCCCACAAUCCGUUCGCCACCAGCCGGUCGUAGAUCCCGCAUGGGGUCUCAGUAUGUCUGAGAUCGUGGCGCAACAAGAGCUGGAGAAGAACGCAAUCAAGGAGGCUGCUGCAAAGCGAGACCUGCAGGAGAUACAGGCAGAGCAGGAAUUCCAGGAAUGGUGGGAGAAGGAGAGCGCAAGGGUGCAAGAAGCGGAACAGCAAGCGACGGCUGCUGCGACCAAGGCGCCGAAACGAAAUAGGGGACGAAGGGGUCACGCUGGAAGAGGCGGUAAGGGUACUGGCGGCAAGGGACGCGAGCAUGCCGCCAACGGUGGUGAGAUCAGCACUGCAACAUCAAGCGCCACAAAGCCAACACGGUGA
Fulvia fulva is the source of this 4716-nucleotide messenger RNA. Its product is annotated as BTB/POZ domain-containing protein 1. The record is from RefSeq and is a predicted model, not a curated record. Bases 1 to 4716 code for a protein of 1571 amino acids. Gene Ontology annotation, molecular function: protein binding. NCBI's taxonomy places the organism in Eukaryota, Fungi, Ascomycota, Dothideomycetes, Mycosphaerellales, Mycosphaerellaceae. The transcript has a single exon.